UCAUGAAUAUGAGUUCAAAGAGUUACCAAUAGAAAAAUCUCCAAAAUACAACUCGUACAAUGUAGCAAACUAUUCCCAUGCCCGAAGAUCAUUUGAAAAUGCCAGAUUCAUGCCACAGCCGCGCUAUAUGGACUCUGCUACUCUUUACUAGUUAUCCAAAUGUUUCUAAGCCAGAGAGACUGAAGAAAGCAAACUUCAAACCUGCAGUGUCUGUCUGCAAAACUGACACGACUACUCCAGACAACAGUUGCGACCUCCCUAACAAGAUGGUCGACCCAGACAACCAAUGCCCACUCCACAACAAACCACACUCCCUUCGCAAGUGUCGUGGUUUCAGAGCCAAGACUCUAGAUGAGAGAAAAGCAAUCCUCAAAGAAAUGAACAUUUGUUACAAAUGCUGUUCCUCUGCCAGCCACAGAGCAAAGGACUGUAACACAAACAUUGUAUGUUUGUGUUACAGUAUGUAAAAACAACCAGCAUGUCACAACUCUGCAUCCCAGACCAGUACCGUGCAAAACAACAGGUCCAGACACAGCAGCCAGCUCGGAGAUCUGCGGCAAGGGGAACAGUUCACGUUCCUGCUCAAAAAUCUGUCUGGUAAAAAUUUAUCCUGUUGGACAGGUGUUAAAGAAUUCGGUCUUAGCUAAGAAAAGGCAGUCAAGGCCUAUGCCAUUUUAGAUGAGCAACGUAAUAGAUCUUUAGCUAAGACCUAAGGUUUUACAAAAAUGACUAUUAUAACUUUGAAAAUUACACCAAAAUAUCCCAAAAUAUUAAGCACUAACAUUUGUACAUCUGUUACAGGUAGCAAUCAAGCACAUUCCACGGGAGAAAGUGUCCUAUAAAAAAGUGGUUCAGGAUGGCGUGGAAUAUAACCUGAUCAAUGAGGUGGCUAUGAUAGUCAAAGUGUCCCAGGGGAACUGCCCUGCCAUGAUCUCUUUGCUGGAUUGCUACGAGCUUCCAGAGGAGGUCAUCCUGGUGAUGGAAUGGCCCGUUCCCUCAAUGGACCUGUAUGACUACAAAGAGUUCAACGGAGGAGUGCUGGAGGAAGCUGAAGCAAAAGUCAUUCUGAGGCAGAUGGUGGAAGCCUCCAGCCAGAUGCACAACAGCGGUGUGUUCCACCGCGACCUUAAACUAAAGAACAUCCUAGUGGAGACGGACCACAGCUACCCUAAAGUCCGGGUCAUUGACUUUGGCUGUGGAUGUCUGGUCAAAGAAGGCCCCUAUAAUUACUAUUCAGGGACAAUCGGUAAAGCUCCUCCUGAGUGGCAUUCCUCUAAAGGAUACAGCGCUGAGCCCACCACAGUGUUUCAUCUGGGCGCGCUCCUCUACAGCCUCCUCCAUCAAAACUCCUUUAAUACACUCUCCUACCUGUGGAGGAAUAAGGGCUUCAGCUGGCGCCUGUCAGAGAAAUGUCGGCAUUUCCUUAAAUCCUGCCUGGCCGAAGACCCUGAUGACAGGCCCUCGUUUGAGCAACUUCUGCGUCACCCUUGGCUCUUGUAA
Messenger RNA from Periophthalmus magnuspinnatus, 1500 nucleotides. Its product is annotated as serine/threonine-protein kinase pim-2-like. The coding region runs from base 892 to 1500 and encodes 202 amino acids. The record is from RefSeq and is a predicted model, not a curated record. Gene Ontology annotation, biological process: regulation of mitotic cell cycle; negative regulation of apoptotic process; protein autophosphorylation. Gene Ontology annotation, cellular component: cytoplasm. Gene Ontology annotation, molecular function: protein serine/threonine kinase activity; ATP binding. The transcript has 4 exons. NCBI's taxonomy places the organism in Eukaryota, Metazoa, Chordata, Actinopteri, Gobiiformes, Gobiidae.